AGGUGGUAUGUGAAGCAUUGUUUCCAAUCUGUGGCCCCUUUCAAAUGCAUCAGGGCCCUCAGGGGGCCAUGCGGCCCCCACUAAUAAUGGCUGCUCUGGAUGAACCAAGCUUUUUCCAAGCCUACUACAAGUGCUAUCAAAUCCAUGGAUGGAUAUCCCUUUUCCACAGGCCUUGUGGCACAGAUGUUAAACUGCAGUACUGCAGCCCAAACUGCUCAAGAUCUGCAUUCAGUCACAGUGGAUUCAGAAUUGAAACUUUCAAGCAUGAAGAAGACAUUUGUGGUGGAACCUGUCAUCUCCGCAUAUAUGUUUGCUAGUUCUUUGACCUCACCCUUGGUGCAGCAAUAUGUAUACAGAAGGUACUGGGAAGAGAUGGUCAACUCUACCUUUGUAGAUGAUGACAAUGUUUCGUAUUGUGAAUGGAACCAAAGUGAUCCAACUUUCUUGAAGCAAAAGAGAGUCCAAGAAAAUGCUUCGUUAUUUGCCAUGAAAGUAGACCUCAGUGGAGCAAUUCCUAGCAUUUUGAUGGCUUUUGUCCUUGUAGCAAAUGGGGAACGCUGUGGACGCAAAAUAUCCUUGGUUCUUCCUCUGGUGGGCAGUCUGGUAUGCAGCAUCUUCUACAGCCUCAUGUCCUUUUACUCUCUGCCCCUGGUUUUGUUGCUUCCUUUGGCCUUAAUCAGUGGCAUCUUUGGAGGUAUGGCAACCUUCUUCGGAGGUGCCUUUUCUUUUGUUGUUGACCUCUGUGAGACUCAGAAACAGAAGACCAUCCGAAUUGCUGUGGUCGACUUGAUCUUGGGCCUCAUGUCCGGAUUGGGAGGACUGGCCUCGGGCUUCAUUUUGAAAGGAAUAGGUUUUGAGUGGACAUUUAUAGCCGUUUCACUGCUUCACAUAGUCAACAUUUCCUAUACUACCUGUUGGUUGGAUGAGACAGUGAGGGUGUCGGAGUUCCGGCCACGAUCUCUAAGGGACGGCUUUAAAGAAACCUUUUCUGGAGUAUACGUACUCUUCAAAUCCUCCUCCUGUGAGAAGCGAAUUUCCAUCGUAUUGUUGCUGUGCACAUUCAUGGCCUAUCUGUUCCUAGUGUUUGGAGGGUUCUCUCUUUACACGCUCUAUGAGCUGAAUGCUCCUCUUUGCUGGGAUGCGAUUUAUAUUGGAUAUGGUUCAGCAGUAAGCACUUCAACCUCUCUGACCGGUUUUCUUGGAGUAGUUUUACUUUCUCGCUGCUUGAGAGAUAUUUACCUUGUAUUCAUCGGGAUCUUCUCUUUCAUCGGAGGAAUGGUUAUGACUGCCUUUGCCACCACUACGUUGCUGAUGUUCUUAGCACGAGUGCCAUCAAUGCUAGUUUUUGUACCCAUUCCAGUUCUUCGGUCCAUGUUGUCCAAAGUUGUUCUUCCUCAUGAGCAAGGUGCUAUAUUUGCUUGCAUUGCCUGUUUAGAGGUCGUGACCGGGACUAUUGCAAUUGCUGUUUUUAACAGUUUGUAUGCAGCCACUGUUGCUUGGUUUCCAGGCUUCACCUUCCUCUUUUCAGCUGGUUUCUGUAUAGUUCCACUGGGCUUGCUGAGCUGGCUUAUGUUUACCACUUGGCAUGAGGAGAAUUUUGUGCAAUUUGUAAAUGAAGAGGACGCUUCUGAAGAGCAGGCUGACAGCUGAACUGCUUUUCUGCAAUAUCGUAACCUCAUGAUUGCAGCACCAACGUUAAAAACAUGAUCUGAUCUCUUAAUUAUUAGCUCUCUACCAGAAUCAACUUCUUGGUAUCCAAAUUGGCUGUUGGCCUGGAUAGAUAUGAAGGACAAUGUACAAAGAAGUGGAAAGAAGAAUCGUAAGGCUGGCAUGGUUCUCCUACUAUCAUAGUGCAAUAGGAUGUUACCAGUGCUGAAUCAGUUAGGAGAUCAGCACUGGAACCAGUUCCCUGCUGCGUUACAGCAGCAGCUCAUAAAUAAGGGUGUUAAUGUGUUAAUAUUGCAUUGUAAGGUAUCUGAUGGCAUACGUACUGUUUGCGAAGCAGAGAGUGACUGAAGCAUAGAGAAAACAACAAAUUUAAAAGAAGUUUGAGAAAAGUGUUCUUCCUCUUUAAUACUAGAACAGUGGAGUUUUAUAAGACAUUAAUAUAAAUUCUUUGUUUUUAAGAAAAGGAAAAAAAUAUACCUUUUUUAUCAAAUAAGGUCUGAAACACUGUUUUCGAUUAGUUUGCAUAGGACUACCUUUAGAGAAGAAAGAUGGAUUGCCACAAUGAUUUUAAUACAAUAAUGUCCAUGUAAACAACCUUAGUACCCUUUACCCCUGAAAAUAAGACCUAACCUGAAAAUAAGCCCUAGUAUGCAAAUAGUUUCAUUUUUUUAAAUUACCCAGGGAGCAAAAUCCUGUUGAUGUAAAUUUAUGCCCGUGUAACCUGGAUUGGGUGUGCUGGAAAUAUUUAAACUCAUUUAAGGUUUCCUACCCACAAACCUCUGAUUCAAUUCAGGUUCCUGCUCUCUCUAGAGCUUUUAUCCUGGGGAAGCCUUUGGGAACUUCGGGAUUGUGGGGUGGGAGCUUUUAAUAGUUAAAAAAAUAUCCAGCUCUUGCCAGCAAUAUUUUACUUUUUGCCUACCCACCUCCACAUCCUAAGGCUCCCAAAGGCUUUCACCAGGCAAAAGGGGCCCUAGGAAUUCCCCAAACCCAAGAGGGAGGGGACCAUAAGAUAUAUUGGUUUAAAUAUUUCCAUUGCUUGAUCUGGGUUACACUGGCAUAAAUCUAUGCAACAGGAUUUUCCUCAGUAAGUAAAACAGUCUUUUUUUAAAAAAAACACAAACAAACCUUAAAUGUACUUUUGUAUUUUGUUUACAAAUGGAUAUACUAAAUUACUGAAUUUCAGUGAUUUUUUUUCAGACUAGAUUAAUCAGAGGGGAGGUUCUAAAUAGACAAAGAUGCAGCCAUGCAUUUCAAAACAAGCAUUUUGAAUCUUUGCAGCCUACACUGCUGAGAAUAUCCUAUGUCUUCCUUGUGGCUACAGUUUAACACAGGAUUAAAGUGAAUUUAAAUCAACUUGGACUGUAUAAUUGAAAUUUGUUCAUCAAGGAAAAAAAAAUAGAAAAAUU
This is a messenger RNA of Pogona vitticeps (central bearded dragon), 3074 nucleotides long. Lineage: Eukaryota; Metazoa; Chordata; Lepidosauria; Squamata; Agamidae. The record is from RefSeq and is a predicted model, not a curated record.